AUGCGGCUCCACGACGCGCCCUGGGGAUGCUCCCGCCGCGGGCCAUGUCCGUUGCGCCAUCCUUCCCCGGGGCCGUAUCCGCUCCUCCACUAUGUCGCUGACUGCCUCUCCCCGCCUGUGUUGCACACCCACGGUCUCGCCACCGCCGCCGCGACCGCCGCCACCGAGGCCUCCCGCACCCUCCGAAUCGAGCACCCGUCCAAGCAAAACAUUGAAGUGAUCGCCUCGCCGCCGGCCGGGGUUUCCAAUCCACGGUGCAACGCCAUGCUCGACGACGAUCAGUCCUUCGCCUUCGGGCCUGAAACUGACGAGUUUGUUGGUUUCUUGCAGGAGGGCAUCUCGAGCCCCAUAGCCGCGCACAUCCUCGACUUCUGCGACGAUGGCAGCGGCGGCGGCGACCUCUUCGGGGCGGUGAACGCUGCGUCUGACGUGUUCGCUGCCUCAUCGGAGGACGCCUCGUCGUCGUCCACCGCCACGCCUCCCCUCUACAGCCAUGGCGACAACAUGUCGUCGGGCGCGGCCGCGGCCACGACCACGGCCACCUUCUCCCCCAUGCCGUCCCUUGACUCCACGCUCUCGGCACUCCUCGAGGAAGACCAGCCGCCUGGCCCCGACGCUGAGCUCCUCCUCCCCAUAGACUACGCGUUUGCGGCGGCGGCGGCGGGCACGGACGAGACCCAGACGGAGCAGCAACAGUUUGGCCAGAUGGUGCUCCCGGUGGUGGCCGCGGCAGAGCACCACCCGCACCCGGCCCUGCAGACGCAAAUGAGCAGCACGGCGUCCGACCUCAUGCAGCUCACCUCGGGAUAUACUGACGAGUGCUUCGCGGCGGCGCUGGCCGGUGGGUUCAUGGGGCUGGACGAGACCCUGUGCAACCAGCAGCCUGGCGCGAUGCUCCCCGGCGCCGCCGACGCGACGCAGGGGUGUUACGCGGCGCAGGGAGGUUUCUUCGGCGGCGGCGGCUGCACGGGCACCGUGAUGUCGAUGAUGCUGGGGAUGGAUGAGAUGGGCGAGUACCAGAGGAUGAUGGAGGGCGGCGCGCUGGUCGACGCCGACUCCGCGGGGCAGAUGGCGUUCCCUAGCGCCGCAGAGAUGCAGAGCAUGGGAGGCAGCGGUAGCCCCGGGCGGCUGCCGGCGGCGGGAGAGACCUCGAGCCUGGAGGACACGAGCUUCAAGGCCGCCCGCCUCUCCGUGGAGGAGAGGAAGGAGAAGAUCCACCGGUACAUCAAGAAGAGGAACGAGAGGAACUUCAGCAAGAAGAUCAAGUACGCGUGUAGGAAAACCUUGGCGGACAGCAGGCCGCGCGUGCGCGGGAGGUUCGCCAAGAACGACGAGUACUGUGAAGCAUCCACGGCGAUCGGAUCACAGAACCACGAGGAGUACGAGCAGAUGCCGGGCGUGAAGGGGGAGGACAUGCUCGACCCCGACGCGCUGGCGCACAUCAGCGGGAUGAGCUCCUACAUGUACAACCACACGGUGGAGUCGUGGAUUUAAACUAACCAAACCACACACGACGAUCGCGAGAUCGCUAAUCCCACCCUUUUUUUCCCAACCUAUUUUACACGUGCGGAUUCUUAACAGCGCUUUUAACCUUGAUGAUUUGGUCCCGUGGAAUAAUUUUGUAGCUCUUGAAGCGGCGAGUUGAAUUUACUUACCAUGUAGGGUCGGCCGGUCUGUUGUUUCAGUCAAAAUCUGCAGAGUAUUUAAUAGAGUUUGCAGAGUUUGCAGA
Molecule: messenger RNA, 1729 nt
Organism: Hordeum vulgare subsp. vulgare (domesticated barley)
Lineage: Eukaryota; Viridiplantae; Streptophyta; Magnoliopsida; Poales; Poaceae
Exons: 6
Coding region: 1-1494 (497 amino acids)
Biological process (GO): regulation of flower development
Cellular component (GO): nucleus
Molecular function (GO): protein binding
Source: RefSeq, a predicted model, not a curated record